Molecule: messenger RNA, 1161 nt
Organism: Megalops cyprinoides (Indo-Pacific tarpon)
Lineage: Eukaryota; Metazoa; Chordata; Actinopteri; Elopiformes; Megalopidae
Gene: nkx1-2b
Product: NK1 transcription factor related 2-like,b
Exons: 2
Coding region: 1-1161 (386 amino acids)
Biological process (GO): regulation of transcription by RNA polymerase II; cell differentiation
Cellular component (GO): nucleus
Molecular function (GO): RNA polymerase II cis-regulatory region sequence-specific DNA binding; DNA-binding transcription factor activity, RNA polymerase II-specific
Source: RefSeq, a predicted model, not a curated record
AUGAACAGGGACAAGGUUCAGGUGGGUGACGUCUCCAUUGUUCCGCCUGCUCCCGGUGUGGCAGCCCAGACAGCGGUAGUCGUGGUGGCCAUUCCGGAAAGCAUGGACGGUCAUGGGGAGAAGCGGCUUUCUGCCAACGAGCUGUCGGUCUUCUCCUGCCCCGGGGGCAGAGACAGGCUUCCGGGCGACAGUCGAGACAACUCGCCCAGACAAGAGCCGGCUGUGGUCGCUCCACCGACCGUUCACCGGACCACUUCCUUUUCAGUUUUGGACAUUUUGGACCCAAACAAGUUUACUAGUAAAAAACAACCCCCGAACAGGACAAGCAACGACUACUCCAUUGGAGCAGAGAACAGAGGGGGAGAAGACUCCACUCUAGCGAUAGAUCAGAAAAAUUACGCGGAAGACUAUGACACUUGUAAAAAAUCGGCAGGAUUACUAAAGGACGCGUUCGUGUACAAAUCAGACGAAUGUGAGAAUGAUUUCAGCAGGAGCACUCACACCGACAGCGAAAUCCAGGACGAGCUGUGUAGUGAGGAGAGCAGUAGCGCUCUAGGCGGCAAUGGGGACCCGGAACUGGGUCACCAUGAGGAAGACGACCCGGUAACCCGGAGCUCCAGCCCUGGUAGUCAGCAAACGCAGCAGUCCGGGCAGAAUGGGCAGACUCAGCAAGCCAAGGCAAAAAGAAAGCGCUCUGGUUCGGAUUCCAAGUCGGGUAAGCCCCGAAGGGCUCGGACAGCCUUCACAUAUGAGCAACUCGUGGCACUGGAGAACAAAUUCAAGUCCACUCGAUACCUGUCCGUCUGUGAGCGGCUCAACUUGGCCCUGUCCCUCAGUUUGACAGAGACCCAAGUGAAGAUCUGGUUCCAGAACCGACGAACCAAGUGGAAGAAACAGAACCCAGGCGCUGACACAAGCGCCCCAACGGGCAGUGGUGGAGGUCCGAACGCAUCGAGUAAUGUAGGAGGCCUUAGCCCGCUGAGUCCGUCUCCGCCCAUGAGUGGCCAUCUGUCAAUGCACACAAGCUACCCAGGUCACACACCCGGUGGACUGGUCUGCACAACCCAAUUACCCUUUCUGCCAAGUCACGCGGUGCUGUCACCUUUCAUGCUGGGAUCUCAGACUUACGGAGCGCCGGCAUUUUACACUCCGCACUUGUAA